This is a messenger RNA of Oxyura jamaicensis (ruddy duck), 4930 nucleotides long. It is a transcript of the gene CLIC4, whose product is annotated as chloride intracellular channel 4. The coding region runs from base 89 to 850 and encodes 253 amino acids. The transcript is spliced from 6 exons. The record is from RefSeq and is a predicted model, not a curated record. Lineage: Eukaryota; Metazoa; Chordata; Aves; Anseriformes; Anatidae.
GGCUGCAGUCGCGCGCAGGGCGGGCGAAGCGAGCGGCGGAGCGGGCGGCGGCCGUCCCGGCGGGGCAGCUCCGGGCGAGGCGCGAAGCAUGGCGCUGUCCGUGCCGGUCAACGGGCUCAAGGAGGGUGACAAGGAGCCCGUCAUCGAGCUCUUCGUCAAGGCUGGCAGCGAUGGUGAAAGCAUAGGAAACUGUCCUUUUUCUCAGAGACUGUUCAUGAUACUUUGGCUGAAGGGAGUGGUGUUUAGUGUCACAACAGUUGACCUGAAGAGAAAACCAGCAGACCUUCAAAAUUUGGCUCCAGGCACUCAUCCACCCUUUAUAACUUAUAAUGGUGAGGUGAAAACAGAUGUGAAUAAAAUUGAAGAGUUCCUGGAAGAAGUUUUGGCUCCACCAAAGUACCUAAAACUUUCUCCAAAGCACCCAGAAUCAAACACUGCUGGAAUGGAUAUAUUUGCCAAAUUUUCUGCAUUUAUAAAAAAUUCUAGACCAGAGGCUAACGAAGCCUUAGAACGUGGCCUCUUGAAAACCCUCCAGAAACUGGAUGAAUAUCUGAACUCUCCUCUUCCUGAUGAAAUAGAUGAAAAUAGCAUGGAAGAUAUUACAAUUUCUACUCGCAAGUUUUUGGAUGGCAGUGAGAUGACAUUAGCAGACUGCAACCUGCUACCCAAACUACACAUUGUCAAGGUGGUGGCCAAAAAAUAUCGCAACUUCGAGAUUCCCAAGGAAAUGACAGGGAUUUGGAGAUACCUGACAAAUGCUUAUAGCAGGGAUGAGUUCACCAAUACCUGUCCUGGAGACAAAGAAAUUGAAAUAGCUUACAGUGAUGUAGCCAAGAGACUCACUAAGUAAACAACACUUACAAAAGAGAUGACUUCUUACAUAUUCCGUAAUAAUGCUUCUAACAGACUGCUCUUUUCAUAUAAGAUAGCAUUUUUUUUGCAUGAACUUGCAGUUAUUCAAACUUAAUGGUGGAUAGACCAGGUACAGUAAUUACCUAAAUUUUGCAGACAUAAUUAUACACUUGUUUUUCCUUACCUCUUUUCAUAGCAAGUCUGAAUAUCAUUAAUGCAGUUAUGUUAAUGUUGCACUGGGAUAACUCUAGAUUCUUAAAUAUGAAGAGUUACCUUGCCUCUGCUACUUUUCCUUGCAAACAUUUGGUCCCUGUCUAUGAAUUGGUCUAGGAUACUGUCUUGCUAUAUGGUACCAGGAAUAUUUAUGUAUUUUGGAAUUUAUUGCUUUUCCAGAAGAUUUAUACACAUUUGUCAUAUCUACAACACAUUGAACUGUACCUGUUCGUUUAUCCUCUUUGCAUAUAGAAGAAAAGCCAUUUGCAGAAUAUUUGGCUUUAAACAAAACAAAACAAACAAACAAAAAAACCCCACAUGUUUCUCUUGGAUUUGAAAUCACAGUGAUGGUUGAGAAUGGACUCAAAUGUGAAACUCCAAUUUGAAUGACCUCAAACAUCAGGAAGUUUGAAUCUAGGCUUGUGCACUAUAGCCAGAAGCUCGCAGAUCAGAGCUAGCAUUUAGUUAUGUCUUCAAGAGUUUGAGAUUAAAAAAUAAAUAAAUCAUCAGCUUACACUUGCCCCGAGUUCUGAGUUGCAGCGAAUAACUGUCAGGAUGCCCUUUAACAUCAUGAAACAAAAAGAACUGGAUGCUUGCCAUCUGUUCACCUUAAAAAUUGCAAGUGGCUUUCAUUUUGGUUGUUAAGAGCCUUUAUUUUGUAUAGGUCUUUCCGGUGAUAUUUACUUAAAAAUCUUUGCUGUUGUAAACAAAACAUGUAAACAUUAGUGUCAUAGUUUAUAGAUAGCUAUUGUAUAUGGUGAAUAGCAGUGCAAUGAUUAGUAAUAUAAAACUGAACACUGACAGCUGUUAACGUUGGAGUCUUUCUGAGAACUUUCUUAAGCUGUUUUUUUGUUUAUUUUUUGAAGAAAGCUAAAGUGACCUUUAAAGAUAACAUUUGCCUUAAAUUAUAGUAUCCCUUUUUUUUCUGAAAGGAAACUUAUUAAUUUCUCUUAUAAAGAAAUGGUGCGUGAAAAUGAGUCUGUACAUUGAAUUUAUCCUGAUUGCUUAUCUGUGCACCUGGAUUGCAAUUUUGCAUAAUCAUAAUCAUUGCACUACUAUACAUAAUCUUUUUACAGCAACACUGAGGAAUAGCACUGCAUUUUUUAAAAAACAAUUCUCAAAUAUUUCUAAACCAGGUGAAUAAUUUUCUUGUUUAAGAUUAAAGAUUUUGAUGCAUGAAAUAAAUUGCUAGGUUAUUUUUUAAAAGGCCAUCAUAAACAACUCCAAAGAAAGCUAGACUUAUAUACCUAUUUUUUUUGUAAAGAUACUUUUAUAUUUAACUGAUUUUAGAAGCUGGAAAGUGCUAUUCCUGUUAGGUUGUUCUUGGAAUAUUUAUCGUUUUGCAAUAACAUAAAAGUGCUCACAUAAACACUUUUAUACACUAAUUUUUUUUGGUAAGCACUGGUUUUAUGAAAACCAGCCUGACUUUUCUAAGCAUCCUGCUUUUACUACUUUAUAUACCCAUGAUGUUAGCUUGACAUAGAAAAAGUAGUGUAAAAGAUCUGUAUUUGUAUACAUGGCUUGUGGUGCCUUGUCUUUCCUUCCUAGAACUAGAAUUGCAAUAUAAAGGCAAUUAGCAAUCCUGUUACAUGUCUUUCUAAGACAACCAUAGAUACACUUAGACCCUAUUAUAACUUACUAUAGGAGUGUUGAGGCACAGAAGGUAAGUUCUGCAGGGUGACCUGGUUAGGAAGAAUUAACUGUAGCCUUUUAAUAAUUACUGUAUUCUAACGUCAUGUUCUCAUCCUGAAUAAAGUUUCUCAGCCAUAAUAAUUCUUCGUAGGGGUUCAGUCUUUGAUACGUGGCAUCUAGAAAAAGGAAUGACAUCCUCUUCUGUUAGAGAAAAGCAUUUUUAAUAACACAUAGAGUUAAAAAAAAAAAAAAAAGGAAAAUAAAAAAAGCCUUCAUUCUUUGGGUGCUCCUUGCCAUCCUGUAGUUAACCUUUAAAAACGGUAUAGGAAGCAAAGUCAUUGUGGGCAUAGUUUUGUUAAAUUUUAACCCUGCUUUAAAACCUAUAUCAUGAUGGCCCUUAGAAGCUGUCUGAGGUUGUAGUAAUCAGGCCUUGCUCUUUAUGAAAGCAAAUUAGCCGUUGUGUGCAUGCUUCAAUGCACCAGGCAACUCUGUGCAUAUGAACAUGAAAAUGCUUUCAUGCAGUUUUCUAGCGUGUGCUGCCUGCAUAUCAAUGCACACAAAUACUUGUUGAAACACCAGACACAUUGUCUUGUGUAGAUAAUAUAUUCUCUCUACUUUUUAGGCGAUCUUCAAACACUUGUAAUACAUUAUAUUCAGCAUUAAAUAUUUUAAUGAUUGUGUCUGAAAGCUUGUAAACAAAGUUGAAGCUCUUGCUGUAAGUAAUGUAUUUUUUAUCUCAGUACAAUGCAGUGUUGAGUGUUAGAGUCUUUCCCUUAUAGGUGUAAUUCAAAUGAGGGCCAGGUUAGUAAUUUCUAGGGCGAUUACCAUAUGAUAGCUGUUAACUGUCCAACAUGAAAGGAAUUGGUAACUUUCUGGCUUCCUAUUGCACAGCUUCGUUGUGUUGUGGCAGAAGCUGGCCAGCCUCUUGCUGGCUUCAGCAGAGUCCAGGAAUCUAAUGGAGAGUGAGCUGCUUUCACCUUUGUAGGUGAUCUUUUCAGAGCAGCACGGUAUAACUAGGGUGGUGUGUAAAAGCCUUAGCGUCUGGUGUGGGUAGAGCACUUUCAUCUGGCCCCAAUCACCAGCCCCACAUUAAUUAAAAAAGCUCUUUCAUAACUAUGUAAAUUCUUGACUUCUGUCAACUUGUUUACAAUCUGAUCUUUAAAUGCAUUUUUAAUUUCAUCAAACAGCAAUUAAUCUACCCCCUGUUUAAAUUUAAAAUGAUGCUUCUAGCCCCUUCUACAAUUUAAAAGCAGCAGUUGCCCUUUCAAGUAGGCAUUCCAGUUUGCAAGUUGGUUGCGUGUAUUAGCAUGCCGAAUAACUUGCUCUAUUCUCAAGCUGAAAUAUUCUUAAUUUUCCAUUAAAACAGGUGACUUCUGUUUCCUGAACAUAAAGGGAAAAUCCAUCAUCUUCACCCUGGCUUUGUGUGGGAGAACAGAUUAUAGUAUGUGCAUGAUUUUUUUUCUUAACAAAGCUUUACUACUUGAAGAGAUUCCUUAUGUGUACCCAGUUGCCUGUUGAACAAGAGGCAUGCGAACUUCUGAAAAAGUUUCAUGCACUCCAAAACUUUCCUAUCCAUCUACUGUUCACUGCUGGUCUGUGUAAAUGUCCCUCAUUGACAGUCACAGCCACGUAGCUUGUAUGUUUGCAUUUUCCCAUAAAAUUAGUGUUUUUUCCACAAUGGGCAUGUCUAAACUGAUUGAGAGUUGCGUGCAGUUCCAUGAUAAGAAGAGAGAUGUAAUCAAGUUUUUAUGCUAAAGUAGCAAAUUAGCAUUUCAUAUCAAAGAAACACAGACAUGAAUAAAUUGAAGAUGCCUGAGCCAAACCCACUGAUGCCUAUCUUAAUGUAGAACAAAAAGUGGCUAAGUACAGUCAACUUUUUUUUUUUUUUUUUUACUCUUUGCCACUCAGAAUACUAUCUGAACACAUCCAAUUAAUAUCUUCAGAAGAAAGCUUUAUCCCAAGUGAAAAAUAUUUCAUCUGCCUCAGAACCUGUGCCACUAUUGCAUUUUGUUUCUGGAGGGAGGAGGUGUGAGGAUGGGAGAAGAGUGGCAGAAUAGGAUAUAGACUCCCAAGACAAGAUACAAAAAUUGGAGCAUUGUUUGCAGAAAUACUUGAGUUGAUACAAUUUAUUGUAGUUUGCUUAUGUCUUUCACCCUCUUGAUCAUCUUUUACAGAUAUACCAGUAUACUGCUGGCAGCUAUUGUUAAAAAUAAAAUUAUAUUUUCACUACCGA